Molecule: messenger RNA, 10423 nt
Organism: Bombus terrestris (buff-tailed bumblebee)
Lineage: Eukaryota; Metazoa; Arthropoda; Insecta; Hymenoptera; Apidae
Gene: sky
Product: GTPase-activating protein skywalker
Exons: 13
Coding region: 3682-5511 (609 amino acids)
Source: RefSeq, a predicted model, not a curated record
AAAAAUCGCGAUCCGGCAGUUGGUCUUGAAAGAAUGCAAUACGCGGACGUAUCAUGAUCGUACGUAUGAGGUCGAAUUGUUCUGUAGCGAUUCCGCUUGUACCGAUACUUGUAUGCUAACAAUUUCGAAUCUUCAUUCACUGUAACGAGUACGCGUAAUAUUAAGAAACAAGUAAAUCUUUACACGCCGAUAUACGUUAAUACUAACGACAGUGGCAAUUAUACAACUGUGACUUCGUGUACGUACAGAGAAUCGCUAAAGCAUUACAAUCGACAAGAAAAGUGCGUGUACGUGAGUGAAUAGAGUGCCUCAACCCUGAUCUCCGCGCCCUUCUGAAUCGUUGACAGUAGUCAUCGUGAUUUUCUGCGAACGAUUCUAUCGAUGACGUGCCGUGGACCAGUCUACGAGAACACAAAAGUGUUGCAUGCUGCGUGUUAGGGCAAGAAACAAGGGCCUAUACUAUCGCGUUUUAACCAUUGAGGUGGGCUGCACCGACGAGGCUGUGGACGUUCCUAGAUUGGCGGGUAUAGAUUCCCCAAGCCCUUACUCCGGGACCAGAGUCGAGAGCGGUUCUUCGAUGAAGACAUCAGUGACAUGGAGACGGCGCUGUGGGACGCUUCGUGCGUGGAGAAGACCGGAGAUGAACGCUGCCCAUGCGACGGCUCCAUGUCGGUUCAACAGGAGGGAGCCUACACUGUGGGAGGAGGCUACUGUCGUGCCGGAUGCCAAGGAGCGCGAUGUACUCGGAUUUAAGAAGAAGGAGCGUAUCAUCAGCCGUAGUACAAGCACGAGGGGGGCAAGAGUGAGUGGGUGUCGGUUCCUAUGCUCGGGAAAUUGAAGACAAAGGAUAUGACAACGCGCAUCCUCCGGUCUCACACCACACCGGGGGAGAGGUCUCGUGUUAUUGAUCCGUGCCAAGUGAAGGAGACUAGCGACACCCCGGCGGGGGCGGUUGCGAACGAGGUUCCUGAGGUGGACACAGCUCCCGAGAUUGUACCGUCCGAGAUGGAUAGCUUCGUGAGGGCGCUUAUAUUAAGCGCAAACGCUUCCACGCACGCUUUACUACCUGUUCUUCUCCGUGGCUGGCGAAGCGUGUAAGGAUGUGGACACAACUCAGAACUGGCAUGCGGAGUACCCCCAUACUUCCUUGUAUGAUAUAAUGAACGGGCCGGCCCUCUUACCGAUCCAACAAAAUGGGCUGGCUGGCAGCGGCUGCUGCGGCCCACAAUAAAGAACAACAUGCUAUAAAUGGAAAUAUAAAUACCGUCUUGUCCGCAUAAUUUAAGGCGGCGGACCAGUACGCAGUGUAUCGGGCGGCGUUUUGGGAUAGACAAAGAGUGCAAAUAGACCGACUCACCAACGAUGCCGAUCUGAUUAGACAAGCCUGUGCCGGGAGCCGAUGAAUUCCACAACGUGCUGACCAACGUAGCGACAGUGCACCAAUUCGUCGGAGUGGCGCAGGAUAAGAUGGGGCGGCUCGGGACUGGAGAGCCUGAUGUCAGGCGAAGGGAGCCAGAUCCGUCUUCAGAGGGGAGCGUAGCGGGCAGCAUCAUGAGCUCGCCUCGGGCGGGCCCUUCGAGCAUUAGGACUGCGGGAGGUGGGCCAGUGGUCGUCAGUGACAUUGCCCUUAGACCUAGAGAUUCCGACGACACAGUCGCUCGGGAGAUUAAGGCCGCCUAGUCGAUGCCUGAGGCGGCCAUAGGAGCUGACAAGAGCCGGAGGGAGGCGGAUAAAGCCGAAACCGCCAGACACGUUAUACGUGCGGUGGUGGACCUCGAUGAAUUCACCCCGCUGAUGGUAACAAUCCCCGAGGGCAAUAGGGGCCCGAUCCUGGAGAUGUGCGCUCAGAUUUCACGGCGACUGAAGUGGGUAGGGGUUGGGCGGCAUUCAAAUAUGCGACUGGGAGGUUGGAGUUGCCCAUAUCCAGCAAGGCACCGUUGACUUACGGCCAAAUCAUUGACUACCCCUACCUGUCGGAGCUCCUUCUUCGGUUUGCGUCCCUCUCAGAGAUGGGAGAUAUACGGGUCUUGACCUUGAAGGUUGCCCUUAUGGAUAUGCAACGGGAGCCCAGCGGGGUGGAGUGAGCCGGGGCAAGGACGAACGUGCCGCAGCGUGAUAUCAUCGACCUGUCAAGUUUGGGCCAAUGGCACUACGACGCAAUCUUUGUUAACUGUGAGGCUAUCGAAUACGCGGUGCUGAACGUGGGGAGGUUGCCCGUUGGGACGGAAGGGGACUACUGGAGAAUUCAUGAGGCGGCGACCACCAUUAUCAGUCUGUCGUCAAACACGGGACCAUACAAUAUGGGUCGCACUGUGUGGAUAUUGGCGCAUCUCACCUACCCUUUGGCGUGGGUGCUGGAAUACUUCAACAUGGCGCGGUUGGGGAGGGAUGCGCCUAUGUAUGAGGUCCUCUGUCAUACGGCAGGCUUAGUCGAUAUUCAUUCGACGAUAAGACAUCUGAUAUUCGUCAUCCUGACGAAAACCGAGACAAGUGUCUCUGUCGGGGGAAGGUGUUACCCGAUUGGUACGGUUGACCAAGACUUGAUGUUGCCUGAUAACCGGCGUCCCCAGGAAUGGAACUUGGACGAGCAGAUCUCAGUGAUGCUGAGACAGGCGUUGAACUGCAGAAAUUCCCUCCGUCGGGAAUUCAAGGAAUUUAUUCGGCCCAUGGUGCCGGGCGGGAUCAACUGGCUCGAGGUGGACUCGCUGAUUAACGUGCUUACCUUGCGAUACUGCCAGCGGGUCGAGGGGGUUCAUCGCGCGCAGGACGACGACACCCCGUAUCACCACAUAACGUAUGACUCAUGCUCGGAUUAUCCGGUGUACUCGCAAGAGCAUGCGCAUCAGUCCCCGAUUCUGAUGAUCGGGGCAUGGAAGAACUGGGCGAAGCUCGGUAUUACGACGAGACUGGCAUACUAUUAUUUGCACAAUACGGAGAACGCGCAAAACGUUAGUUUAAACGGCGUUGCGAGCCGCGUUAGAACUUUGGAAGAAGAGGGUGUAUCUUCUGGAUACGGUGAUGUGCCCCCUGGGCGAAUAGAACUGUGAGUGGUCCGAGGUGAUUGAGAGCCGCAAGCCCGGGACUGGGGCAUGUGUUCUGGAUAUGGCCUAUUCCAUGAACGGGCCUAUUGUUAGGUAUAGCUGGAGGAUUAAUACCAUGCUAGGAGCCAAUGGCUCUACCAUUACGGGACAGCGGCUCAGUUCGGGUCAGUGGCGUCAGAGCGGAGAGGACAACAGGAAGGCAAAGUAUAUCCUGAACCAUAACAUUGGUAGCUGAGCAUAUGACAAGCUGCACCAGGGGUACACGCUUGGGGAUAGCUGUUAUGGGCUCGAGUACGCGAUGUGUCGCAUUAACCUCACUGAACAUGCUUGGGAUGUUAUCUAUCGGGACCAGCAAAGUGGUGACGAGUCGCCGGGAGUGAGUUUCUGUGUGGAUAACAGUUGGGGAGCAAUUUUAGCGUCGGGACUUGGAAUACGUGACUCGGCGGACCCGCGACUCCCGCCGAAGACGUGGAGCUGGGGAAUCAGGUCGUGCGUGAAGGACUAUGUCAAGAGCCAGCUCAGAACCCUACACGGUGUUCCUGACCGAUGAAAAUUGAAACAUCCCAGGAUAUGACGUAAAUAUUAGUAUAAAGAGUAACGGAGAACGGCACCAUGAAGAAGAAUCUCACGCCGUAGUGCGAUGUUAGUCACACAGACACCCUCCUCGACGGACAAUCUGCCGAAUAUGCUGCCGGUACUCGAGGAGGAGGCGGAUGUCGAUGUCGACGACGCAUUCCCGCCGCAUGUCGACACGACGAAUAUCGUCAUACAGCCAGAGUCGCCCACCAGCAAGAAGCAAACGCUGAAGACCUUCAACGAGGUCAAUGCGCUUCUCCAGGCCGGCAGAAAGAGGGAGGCUAAGAUGAUCAUAAGGGAAAACGCGUGGCCAUUGAACAACGGGAUCAGAGCGCAAUUGUGGCCAGCCCUUUGCAACCAACAUGCACAUGGAAAGAACAUGCUCGAUGGAUUCUAUUGGGACAUGGUCAAUCAAGUAUUUGGAACUACAGAGCUACCGGAAAAAUCAAUCAUGCUACCACCGUUCGUGGACAGCACUCAUUGCCUGUCGUACCACCUGACGAGAAAAGGCAGGAGCGUUGCGGACAGGAUUGUGUCUGUGCUGGGAUACGCUUGUCCUGAUAUCACCUACAGUCCUUCUCUUUAUCCCAUCACGGCUCUUCUACUUCACUUUAUGCCAGAGGAGGAGUGUUAUCAUUGUAUGGCCAGCUUGGUCGCCGCUAAAGACAAGAUGUUCAUUACGCAAACGAAACUCCUCUACGAGGUUACCUGGAAAACCGUCGAGCAAAUCACUAAAAAGCACGUGAAAUCAGCAGCGGUACAUUUGGCGAGGCACUGUUCUGGAUCGAGAGCAGAAAGAAUUUACAUGGAUUGGAUGUGGUGGAUUUUGCAGCUUCUUCCUUUCCAGCAUUUAGUCAGGGUCAUGGACUGUUUUCUUCACGAAGGCAUCAAGGUCUUCUAUCGUGUAGCAAUGGCUAUAGUUUUAUUAUUCUAUAAGCAUUCAUCGCUGCAAAACUCUGAAUGGAUGAACGAAAUUUCGAAAAACGGUAUUGACGCUGCUCUGUCGAAGUUUUGCAGACAAACACCGGUAACGCCAGCUAAAUUUUUACGUACAGCAUUUGGGAUACGUGGACUCAGCUCAGCAUACAUAUCAAGGGUAUUUUUACGCACAGAAAUGGCUCUAAAAAGUAAAAGUGUUAUAUCGGGAUCCAAAUCAUUGGCUAGAUCACGAUCCACAGAUAAUUUGCCGACGAGUCAGUCUCAAGUCAACAUUCAGAUGAUGUCGCACACGCUCACGAUACGAGAAAAAGAGUGUGAAGACACAUACAAAGACAGGGGUGCACACAGUCCUGGACCGCGUGCUCUGUCAAUGGGGGUUUAUCCCAUACAAAGCAUAUGCUCCCAGAUUCUAGACAUGCCUGAUUUAUUCACGUUAUGGUCCUGGUUGCCUAUGCGGAUCACCAUGUAUCAACCAAUCCUAUUGUAUACAACAGAAGAGCAUGGUUGUUCUUUGACAACAUUUUAUGUAAGGGUAGAACAACAUGAACCAACCCUCUUAAUGAUAAAAACAUGUAACAAUGAAGUAUUUGGUGCCUAUUGCUCCACAAGAUGGUGUGAACGUAACUUGAAAAAUGAUAAAGGACAAAGACAAGCUUAUUUUGGGACAGGUGAAACUUUCUUAUUCAGCUUGUAUCCUGAACGAGCAAAAUACCCUUGGGUGGGUAUGGAUUCUUCGCACAAUGAUUCUAAAGUCCAUCAUUCAGCUGAACUGUUUAUGGCGGCAGAUUCAAAAAUGAUAACAAUUGGAGGAGGAGACGGUCAAGCGAUAUGGAUGGAUGAAAAUAUAAGAUUCGGUAAAACAGAUCGGUGCUCUACAUUCAAUAAUCCACCCCUUUGUGCCAGCGGCGAUUUUGAGAUUAGGGUACUAGAAGUAUAUGGAUUUGCUGGUGCUUGAAAAGAAGACAGAAUUUGGCACUACAACGUAUCAGCUUAUUUGAUUCCCUACUGCCAUUUAGCGACUCUCUUCUAUACAUAUAGUGUCGUAUACAUUAUAUACAAGUAUCUUCGUAUCGUAUAUGUGCAAAAUUAUCGCGCUUUUCUAGUCGCGGUAUUUGUGAUGCAUCUUCAGUCGUUUGCGGAAUACUAGUAUUAUUAUAUGUGCAUGUUUCAUUGUUGAGACGCUCUAAGAGGUUCUGUACCGAUUGAGAUUACAUAGAUUUAUCUCCUUCGUUUUAUUACGCUUGUUUGUUCGAUUAUUUGUCUCGACGUUUACAACAAUAAGACGAUUUCUACGUUUAUUGUGUCGCGAAUUCUCUAGCAGGACAUAGGAUGAUAUGAAAUGGUUGCUAACGCAUGCGACAUGGUGAACAUCGACAAUAAUCAACGUUAAGUCAUCUUUAGUUAUGUUACAAAUCUUGAUAUCUAACAUGUACAUAUGUAAGAAAUGAUUGAUUAUUUACAUGAAUACUUAAUAUUCAUUGGACCAGAUGCUGUCAAUAUAUAUAUACAUAUGCUGCAAAUUAAUUUAACGGAAUCUAUUGUUAAUUUUGCAGUUUAACAACAAUGCUCGUAUACGUAUAUGUGUUAAUGCCUUGCAAUGUUUAUUUACUUUAGUAUUGUUACAACUAGCUUUAAUGAAUUGUUGGAUGUAGGAGCGAGACAAACGAAGGAAAGAGUACUGUUUAUAUGUUACAUAUUGUGUCUGUCACGCGUUGAUCGUAUAUGUGUAUAUAUACACUACAUACAUAUAAUAUGUAUGUUAAUCUCAUAUUAAUUUCUUGUAAAUAUUAUAAAUAGUGCCCCUUGCGCAAGUAGACACACAAGCAACACAAUUCAUACACAUUCAUAUAUACAUUAACUUUAGUCGAUUCAUUCCACACUGACAUGAACGUGUGACGAUGAAGGAUGGAGUGCCUAAUCGUUUGUAUUAUACACGCAUUUUCAUUAUUGUCAGAUGAAUCAACUAAAUUUAUUGUAUGUACAUUGACGAAUAUCGACCCAGCGUUGUAAGAAAGAAAACGAAGAAAUAUAUUAAUGGCAGGGGGCGAAUGGUACUUUGAACAACGAUAAUGCCUUUUAUUUUUUAGAGAUGAUUACGUUUGAAGAAAAGGGAACGAAAAUAUUGGUUAAAUCGCGUGAAGAUUGACCUGUUUUUUAGAGUGAAAUACGAAAAGCCAUAGUUUUCAUGUAGUAUAUUAAGGAUUUGUAUAUUUUAUAUAGAAUCAUGUCGAUAGUAAGAUAACAACUAGUACCAGAUAUUGAAACUAUAUAUACAGAGGAACAGUACGAUGAUUCUUUCGAUAUACUUUGUCGAUACACUCUUCGGGCAUUCUGAUGAAACGUACUAGUGUUACUAUCGUUAUUCUUUGUCUCUUUUUGUGAUCAAAUCUGUAUCGAUGUUGUACGAUACAUGAUUAAUUCUUAGAGUACCUGCUUCUUUGUUUAGUUUCUUGUUGUUACUUCUUUUUUCCUUUUUCCUCUUUUUUUUUUCUUUUUUUUUUGAAUGAAAGGGAAAGAUGAAGAGUGAAAUUGAGCGUGCAUGGAAAAACUGAAGGUGUCGAUUUUAGAUUCCUUGGUUGUGAUGUAAAAGUGGCUGGUACCACUUUUGUCCGAGUGACAAUACAUAAUUAUAAUGUUUGUGUAGGAGGAUUAUGUAUCUUUCACCCCCCGUCAUAUUAUCAACUGUAAAAUAACGCAACAAACAACAUGUGGAAAAUGUGUGCGUUAUUCUUGAUAUGGCUACGCGUUAAGGAGGAACACUCAAAAGCAUUAGAAAAAAGGAGCCUAAGAAGAAACGUUUCGUACAUCGGCUGAGUCACCUUUUUCAGUUUUACAUUAAUAUAAUCAAUCACGUUAAUUAGUUUUCUUACAUCGACUCUUUAUACAAUCGUGCGAGACGCAAAUGCAAGAAUGACCUAGCAACAUAACAAAGAACAAUCAACAUAUUAUACACGAUGAUAUUGAAUUCAAUUUUAAAUAUAAUCAGUGUUAUAAUAUCGAAUUUAACUGCUGAAUCGUUUUCUGAAAUUUGUCUAACAUCAACGAGAUAGUUCAUAGUGGAACAAAAUAAUAACGAAUCACGUUCACUUUCCAAUGUUUUGUAAAUCUACGAUGGUACUCUCAUGGUUCACACGAAGUUAGCGAAAGUAAAAGAGUACACUGCUGAUCUCAACGAAAAGAUACACUACAAUAGGAUAGCGUAAAAAAUGUAUGUGUUUUACAUUACCAGAAAUUUUAUUACGCUAUCAGAACGGAGUUGGGUUACUCAGUUUAAACGUAAGAGGUAUCAUAUUGAAAGAUACUCGAGUGUAUUUAGGACGAUUUAUUAUAAUUUUAAAGAUAUAUAGUUACAUUUCUCAAAAGUGUGAAACGUGAAAUUGGGGUUAGGUUGGGGUUCACGAUUGGAAGAAAGAAAUAAAGCAAUCGAUAGAAUUUAUGUGUCUUACAAACACAAUGCGAGUAAAAGUGCAUUUUUGUACAACACGUGAGAAUAGUUGAAGAAAGGAGAAUUUGUAUAGAGUUUAGAGUGUAUAGAGUUUCGUACAGUUAAAUUAUUGCAUUAUUAGUUUAUAUUUAUACAAUUCAUAUACAAUCCAUAUGUUAAUUGUUUAAAUCAAAGUUUGGGUUUCUACAUUACAGAGUCCUUUUUUUAACUAUUCCAAGGUUGUUACCAGGAACGUUAAGGGUUGCAAAUGCUGCUAGUACGAUUAUCUUUUUUUUCUUUUGUGAAAUUAUAGUCGCGUGAUAACUGAAUGAGUGAAUAUUUAUUUAUUGUGUAUUCGUGGUCGAGAGAAAGGUAAUAAUAAUGUGCAGACAAUGGAAAGUAUUAUUAUUCAAAUUUUCUAACAUAGCACAGCAUAACAUUAAUUUACGUUAGUGAGUAAUAUAUAUAUAUAUAUAUUAUACAUAUGUAUAUAUAUAUAUGCAUAUAAAUAUAUUACAGAUAUACGUACAUACAUACAUAUAUACAUAUAUUCAUAUAUAAAUAUAACUAUGCCUAUAAACGAUGAGAAAAGAAAAAUAAACGUAAUUGAAUGGAGUGUUUUCAAGCUUUCCGCAGUGUUGUUAUAUUAUAAAUAUAUAUAUAUAUAUUAUAUUAUAUUAUAUUAUAUAUAUUAUAUAUAUAUUAUAUUAUAUUAUAUAUAUAUAUAUAUAUAUAAUGUAAGUUAUACCGUUCCCGAAAAAGAAGAUUGUUGCCUCUUGAUGCUACUUUAUCAUAUCAUCGUUGUGAAUAGAAUAUUGUUAUACACGAAUUUAUCGUCCCACUUACUGUUCCUUCCAUUUUGAGAAGGAUAUCUUACACACACACACAUGUGACAUUCUUUAUUAUAUAAAUAUACUGCAUGUGACCCUAAAAAAGCCAACAUGUAAAACUAAAGUAUAAAGAAAAGUCUAUUUAAAAGCAUCCCAUAAUCCUAUAAAUUGUCAUAAAUGAGAAACAAAUACAAUUGCUUACGUUCGUACAGAAAAAAUUACUAUAAUUUUGGACUAUGAAUUUUAAUAAUGUGUGAUAAUUUAACAAAAUUUUCGGAACUUUGACAAUCAAAAAUAAAAUAAAAUCAAUUGCACUUUGGAAAAUUUAUAGUAGCUGAAAUAAUUCUUUUAAAAGUAAUGUCAUAUAAACAGUGCGCUAUUUUAAGAUCGAAAAUAGUUAUUACAAAUUAAUAUUUUUAUAAGUAAUCGUUCAAAAUUAACGUAUGCAAUGAAAGUUUAAUGGUUUCCAUUGUUAACACUUUCUAAAGCAUCUAUUUAUAUAUUCUUUAGAAAUAUUUUACAAAAUUUUCAACAUCUUCAAAUUUUUAUAUUAAAAAUUCUUUGAUGAGAAGAUAUAGGAAAUUGUUCAUUUUUAAAAUUAGUCAUUAAACUAUUGUAAUAUGAAAAUUUUUAUCAUAUUCAUAAUUUAACACCAACCUUACCAUAUCCGGUCAAAUGGCUGAUAUUAAAAUUUAAUUUAAAAUUGUACAUUCAUUGUUAUUUCUUUUGUUCAUCCAAUUUCAUGUAAAUUAUUAUACUAACAAAAAUUGAGAAACUGAUUAAUCAGGUAAUGUAAGAAUUUAAAGUUCAGGUAAAGUUAGAUGAACAAAAGAAAUAACAAUGAAUAUACAAUUUUAAAUUAAAUUUUGAAACCGGUCAUUUGACCGGACCUAGUAAGGUUAAUAUUAAUAGUACAUUCUUAUAUUUUUCAAGCACUAUCACGAUCAGAAAAUGUGAGUCUAAAUUUUCAUUCAUUACAGUGUUCUUACUAUCUUAAUUAAAAAGAGCAACUUGAAAAAAUUAUGAAAUAUUUCUGGAUCAUUUGAUCAACGUGUAUCCAUUAAUUGCAAAUUAAUCUCAAAUUUUCUCAGAAAUGUUUUUCGUACAGUGACUCAACCGUUGUACAGUGAUGUAAGUAGGGAUAACAGUUGUACGGCGUUCACGCAACAUCUUCAAGCUACAUCAUGUGUAGUUGAAAAGUCACCAGUAUUGUUCGCGCUGUGUUCCCUACAAUUUCGAUGGUGCGUCGCGCGUUCCCCGUAUCUUUCGAUCAUCUAUAGCUUCUUUUUAAAUUGUACAACAAUCUAAUUGACGUAAAUAGAUUCACGAAUUCUAAAAAAGGGAAAAAUAUGAAUUGUCUGUCAUAGACAGCGUAAGCUUCUAAUAUAGUGUGUUCGAUAAAGUAGUGAUUAAAUGUACAAACUACGAAAGUGUUUGGAACCGAUUUCACACGUAAACUGUAAUCGUACGAACAACCGUCAAGAAAAAUAGCUAUAAAUCUCUGUACUUCGUUAACAUUCAAGGUAACGAUAUAUAUAGCUUCUUGUUGAAACACUUGCAAAUAAUUAAUUGUCAAUAAAAAUAAAUAAAUAAAAUUUUAUGUUAGCCAAUAA